Molecule: messenger RNA, 1272 nt
Organism: Purpureocillium lilacinum
Lineage: Eukaryota; Fungi; Ascomycota; Sordariomycetes; Hypocreales; Ophiocordycipitaceae
Molecular function (GO): hydrolase activity
Source: RefSeq, a predicted model, not a curated record
AUGGCGAGUCCAGUUGAGAAUGACUUAUUGGCAUUCCUCGAGCGGGACCGAUCCAGGCUCAUUGCCAUGACGCAGGAGCUUGUCCGGCAACCGUCGCCGAACCCGCCCGGCGACGUGUCCAAGGUUGCCUCUUCGGCGCUCUCGCUCAUACGAGAGGCGAUUCCGUCCAGCCAAGUGCUGGAGUACAAGACUGCCCCGGGGAUCAUCAACAUUGUUGCCACGAUAUCCGGACAAGCCUCUGGCCGGGGCCGGCGACUCGCCUUUUCAGGCCACAUGGACACCUAUCCCGCAGGCGACGAGAGCCAGUGGACACAUUCACCCUUCAGUGGUGCCCUUUCGGCGGAUGGGAAGCGAAUUUAUGGCCGUGGAAGCACUGACAUGAAAGGCGGAAUCGCAGCGUCCAUCCUUGCCGCUCGCGUUUUGGCCGAGCACAGAGACAGGUGGAGCGGCGAGGUUGUCAUCGCGUUGGCCGGCGACGAGGAGACCAUGGGAUCACUCGGCACCGGCUAUCUGCUGGACCAGGUCAUGCCGGUGCGUGCAUGCGACGCCAUGCUCUGCGGCGACGCCGGCUCUCCUGCCAUUCUGCGGACAGGCGAAAAGGGCCUCGUCUGGAUCGAGCUGACCGCCAUCGGGGUCGCUGCGCAUGGUGCACAUGUACACCGGGGAGUGAAUGCCAUUGAGAGGCUUCUCGACGCAAUCUCUGCCGUAAAAGGCCGUCUCGAUAACGUCGACGUUGCCACACCUGCGGAGAUUGGCGAGGCUAUUUCGGCGGCCAAGCCGGUGUCUGAGCCGCUGGGGGGAUCCGGCGAGGAGAAGACGCUGAGGCGAGUUACACUCAACGUUGGCAAAAUCUCGGGAGGCGUGUCAGCCAAUCUGGUCCCCGAUAGAGCCACAGCCGCGGUCGACAUUCGUCUACCGAUGGGUAUCACGGCCGCAGAGGUUAUUGAUCAUGUGCAUGGAGCUCUGAGCGGCUUGGACGGUGUUUCAGUCCACGUCGUGCGUCAGUACGACCCUACGUGGACGCCGCAGACGGAGGAAAUCGUGCGACACUCCGUCGCGGCCGCUCGACAGGUUGUUUCGAGCAAGGCGGUUGUCAAUAUGAGGGUUGGGGCGUCUGAUGCGAGGCUAUUUCGCCUGAAGGGCAUUCCCUCGGUCGUCGUCGGCCUCACGCCACACAACAUGGGAGGACCAGAUGAAUACGUGGAUGUGGAUGAGUUGCUUCAGGUGGCACAGAUCCACCUGCUCACGGCGUGGCGAUACCUGCACGACUAG